AUGUCGUCUUUUAAAUAGCAAUUAGACAAGAAAGAAGAAACUAAUUAACAAUCAAAAGAGAAAAGCAUACAAAAUUCAAAGGAGAUGCCAAAGCCAUCUUAUUACCCUCAUAAACUUUGGGAACCUUCGGAAUUUCCGAAACCUCCUCGUACUCAAAUGUGCAUAGGAAUGAAUGGGUGUGAUUUUGAAUUCUUAGUCCUAUCAGAUGUAAUAAAGAAAACUAUAAAAGAGGAAAUCAAAUGA
Paramecium pentaurelia is the source of this 243-nucleotide messenger RNA. Lineage: Eukaryota; Ciliophora; Oligohymenophorea; Peniculida; Parameciidae. The record is from the annotation of a GenBank genome assembly.